Molecule: messenger RNA, 2159 nt
Organism: Cajanus cajan (pigeon pea)
Lineage: Eukaryota; Viridiplantae; Streptophyta; Magnoliopsida; Fabales; Fabaceae
Source: RefSeq, a predicted model, not a curated record
ACAUGUUUUGUGUUGACCGAUGUAGAAGGGGUGACUAAAUUCUUCCCCGCCCCCGCGACCACUCAGUAAAUGCGCGCUCACCCUAUGACUCAAACGCACACUCUCGAACGCUCCCUCUCGCACACUUUGAGACCCAAACCCUCUCAAGACUCUCAAAGCUAAAAUGCUCUCUACAGUCGAAAAGUACCAGCUCAGGCGCUUCCUCGGCCGCGGGAACUUCGCCAAGGUCUACCAGGCGCACUCGCUGCUCGACGGUGCCACGGUCGCGGUAAAAGCCAUCGAAAAGUCCAAGACGGUCGAUGCCACCAUGGAGCCCCGCAUCGUGCGCGAGAUUGACGCCAUGCGUCGCCUCCAGCACCACCCUAACAUCCUCAAAAUCCACGAAGUCCUUGCCACCAAGACCAAGAUCUACCUCAUCAUGGACUUCGCCGGCGGCGGCGAGCUCUUCUCCAAGCUUUCCCGUCGCGGCCGCCUCCCGGAGUCCCUCGAGCGCCGCUACUUCGCGCAGCUCGUCUCCGCGCUUCGCUUCUGCCACCGCCACAGUUAUAAGUUGGGGAUGAACGCUUUUGACAUAAUCUCCAUGUCCUCGGGGUUGGACUUGCGGGGGCUGUUCGAAACGACGUCGGAUAAGGGAGAAACGGUUCACUUCCGAUAAGAGUGUGGAGGCCGUCGACAAGAAGGUGAAGGAGGUUGGCUUGAAUUUGGGGUUUAGGGUUGAGGUUGAGAAGAACAGUGCGAUUGGGUUGGGAGAAACGGUUCACUUCUGAUAACGGAGAGAUUCGAUAAUUUUGGAAAACGAGGUUUUAAGUGUGGUCUUGGACACCCAAUUAGCCAGUAACUCAUUUUGAUUUGUUUUUGCGAUGAAGAUCUAUGGCAUCAGGAAUAUAGUUUUUGUGUGAAUGCUACUAAUUUAGGGAUUUUAAUAGUAGAUUUGUGUUGCACAGGUGUUGGUGUGUGCACUGAGGUGGAAAUAAGAAUACUGAAUUGUGAACAGCAUGAAUUACCUUCUUGGAGCUUUCAAGCCUGCGUGUAAUGUCUUGAUCACGUUUAAUGAUGGGAAGAACCGUAAGCAGGUUCCAUUUAAAAAAGAAAAUGGUCAAAUGGUUACAAUCCCACUUUUCCAAAGUCAAGAAAACAUUGCUGGGAAGAUUACAAUAGAACCAAUGCAAGGGAAAAAAAUUGAUCACAAUGGUGUUGAGCUCCUUGGGCAGAUAGAGAUGUAUUUUGACAGAGGAAAUUUUUAUGACUUUACUUCCCUUGACUGAGAAGUUAUAGAAGGAGAAUCAGGAAUUAGAAUUUGUUCUGGAUAUGUAUGGUCAGGAGAAUUAUGAGAAAAGGUAUGCUGAUUUGAAAUUAUAAAGUAGUGGCACGAGUUUCAUGUAGUUAAAUUUAGCUCCAUACUUUCCUUAUUUUUGGCUUCACCAUGUAUCCAUAUAUUCAUGUAUCCUUUGUAUAACUAUAAUGUAAUCAAUUAGAAAUACAUGUAUUUUUUAAUGUUUUCCUUUGGUCUCAAAUGUUUCCAUUCACAAACCACGUUAGCCAACUUGUUAAGGUUUUGAUUUUAAAUUUAACUUGAGUUAAACUUUUAGUUUUGCUUGGUAACAAACUAGAGGAUUUAUUUUGCAUUCAAAUCAAAAUUUUGUUCUCUUCUUUGUAUUUGGAUGAUUUGAUCUUGAUAUGCUAUCGUGAUCUUGAUAUAUAUGCUAUCGUGAACUUAUACUUUACAUUGAUUAUGGUCUUGCUUCAUUGACACACUUGUGUAGUGUCUAUUGUUUUUUUCCCCCCUUUUAUAAACCCAUAUUUGUGUGUUUAAUUUGAGAGAGAAGUUUCUGGUGAUGAGGAGUGGAAGGUGGAUGGGCUAAAGUUUAUACAGUUGAAGACUUUCUCUUUUGGCCAAUAUACCAUGCUGCAUUACACAGAUGGCUGCAUACCCUGGGACGAUGUGUUAGGCUAAUUGCAGGAGUCUCAUUUGAGUUUACCAUGGAGUAAAUUUGAGGAAUGCAAUUGCUGUAUUGAAACAAUAUUUUUUAUUUAUUUCAUUGGUACCAUUUGUUUAUCUGGUCUGGGGUAUUUGCAAAAAUUUAUGCUACAUUAUGUUGUUUGGGAAUGGCCAGAUUUGUGGUUACACUUCAGUUGGGAAUGAUAAUUACUUUGUCUAA